Liolophura sinensis is the source of this 1840-nucleotide messenger RNA. Its product is annotated as N-acetylgalactosamine-6-sulfatase-like. NCBI's taxonomy places the organism in Eukaryota, Metazoa, Mollusca, Polyplacophora, Chitonida, Chitonidae. Gene Ontology annotation, molecular function: N-acetylgalactosamine-6-sulfatase activity; arylsulfatase activity. The record is from RefSeq and is a predicted model, not a curated record. The transcript has 14 exons. The coding region runs from base 38 to 1585 and encodes 515 amino acids.
AGAAAGGGACGUUUGCAAAAAGUCUGUUGUAGCAAAGAUGAUGUUCACUACUUUAUUAGUGCUUGGCCUUCUGGCAACUUCCUCUUACGUUUUCGCGGCAAGCAAACCAAAUUUUGUGAUUAUGCUUAUGGAUGAUAUGGGAUGGGGAGACCUCGGGGUGUUUGGGGAGCCCAGUAAGGAGACACCUAAUCUGGAUCAGAUGGCAGCAUUUGGAAUGCUCUUUCCAGAUUUUUAUUCUGCAAAUCCACUGUGUUCACCGUCACGUGCAGCAUUGCUGAGUGGCAGACUGCCAAUAAGGAAUGGUUUUUACUCAGAUAAUGCCCAUGCCAGGAAUGCCUACACUCCACAAGUGAUAGUUGGGGGCAUCAACGACACUGAAAUUCUUUUCCCUGAGCUGCUUCAGAAGGCAGGCUACAGGAAUAAAAUCAUUGGAAAAUGGCAUUUGGGCCAUCGCCCACAGUAUCACCCACUGAAGCAUGGCUUUGAUGAAUGGUUCGGGGCCCCUAACUGUCACUUUGGUCCAUACAAUGACAAGAACACACCCAACAUCCCGGUGUACAGAGACGCUGAAAUGGCUGGAAGAUAUUAUGAAGAGUUUCAGAUAGAUCAAAAGACUGGGGAAUCUAAUCUAACGCAGAUGUACAUUGAGGAAGCUUUGACCUUCAUCGAGAAGAAUGCGCUGAGCGAUACCCCUUUUUUGCUUUACUGGGCUGUUGAUGCCACUCAUGAUCCACUGUAUGCCUCGAAAAAAUUCCUUGGCACCAGUAAUAGGGGUUUGUAUGGGGAUGCUGUACGAGAACUGGAUUAUGGGGUUGGACAAAUCUUACAGAAACUGGCAGAGUUAGGAAUUGACAGUAAUACCCUGGCUUUUUUCUCGUCUGACAAUGGAGCUGCCACAUAUGCUAAGACUGGGGGAGGAAGUAAUGGACCAUUCUUGUGUGGAAAGGAGACAACAUUUGAGGGAGGAAUGCGUGAGCCGGCCAUUGCUAUGUGGCCAGGGAAGAUCAGACCUGGAACGGUUUCCCGUCAGUUAGGAAACCUGAUGGACCUGUUCACUACAUUGUUAGAACUGGCCGGGAUCCCUAAACCUGAUGACAGAAUAAUUGACGGCAUCAGCCUCACUGGAGCCUUCUUCAACAAUAGUAACACAGACAGGCCAAUCUUUUUUUACCGUGGGAAUACCCUGAUGGCAGUACGUGUUGGGAAUUACAAAGCUCACUUGUGGACUUGGACCAACUCGCUUACAGAGUUUAACAGUGGUGUGAACUUCUGCCCAGGCCAGGAGAUAGAGAAUGUCACAACACAUGACCAAGUGGACAACACUGCACAGCCUCUUCUGUUCCAUGUGGCCAGAGACCCUGGGGAGAAAUACCUGAUUAGGCCUUCUAGUGAGGAGUAUAAGCAGGUGAUGCCAGGUAUCCAGCAGAUAGUGAACUCACACAUGGAGUACCUGGUACCUGGGCAACCAUCACUGAACUACUGUGACCCAGCUGUACAGAACUGGGCACCUCCAGGUUGUUUGAAGCUGAACAAAUGUCUGCCUGCUCCUCCAUCAAAAAUGACGAAGUGUGUGUGGGAGCAUUGAUGAGACGACUGCCAAUCAGAACAAGCUUUCACUGUCACUGCUGACAGUGUGUCUUAAUGACGCACACACAUGUACCAGAAAGGUCCAAAAGUGAAAUCAGAUUAUACCGACUGAAAACCUUCAAAGGCAGAUUUAUUGGGAUUUAAAUUAUAUAAACAUAUAAAGUGAUCAAAUUUUGUCUAGUUUUAAAAUGGCUUAAGCUGACACACUCCACACUAUCCCAUACUCUGAAAUUUCGCCCAUGAAAAAAAAAAA